CCGCGCGAACCUCCGAACGACUUUCACUCCACCACACGUAAAGGAACCUUCACAACGAUAUGCUGCGAUAAAAAAACCUCACAAGUGUCAGUGUUGUGAAUAUAAUUUAAAAAAAAAAAACUUUUUUUUUUGGAACACGAUUAUGAUAGUGUCUUAUUAUGCUGCAGCCUAGAUUAAUAGUUGCUGGAAGUGUAAGUGUCAAAAUGGGAUUCAAGAACUUUUUCGUGGUGAAGACGAGCUUUUGGACAAUUUUAUGCGCGAUCAUUCUGAGCAUCACUCUAGUGACAUGUCAAGAAAUAAACGAAAAUGAAUACACGGAAGGAUUGAGAUUAAAAAGAGAGGAAGUUCCAGCAAACAGGGCAUUUAAUACGAAUGGUAUAGUAUUUGAUAAUUCACCAUGGAGACCAGGACGUGAUAUGCCGAUGGAACAUCGGGAAAUUCUAGAAGAUGAAAGGAAAAUAAAGAAUGUAGCCACGAGAAUCAUGUCGAAUGGAGUUGAAGUGUUAGUGAAAGACAAAAGUACAGAUGGCAAACAAGAUCCGAGAAAAUUUAAGUUCAUUCAUAUCACAUCUAUGAAACCACCGAAAUUUCAUACGAGCACAUCAUUACCACCAAACAAAUCAUUGUUAACAUCAGCUGUGUCGACUGUAACGAAUCUACAAACGCCAUCUAUGUAUCCGAUACAACAACUAAUGCAGCACAAUUACAUAAUCAAGACAUGUAUGACAACUUACACAUACUUAACAACAGUAGUACAAAAUAAACGAAGUGCUAUAUCAACAUUUGAGACAAUAGUUUCAGUGAUCACCACAGAAUCAUUGACAAACAUGUACGCUUCAGACUUAUUAGGAGAUUUGAAGCCGACAAAACUUAAAUUCAUGGAGAUUAAAACCAUACAACCAUCAGCACCAAGUACUAUGUAUGUUAGUGCUUAUACAAAAAUUGAUAAAAGAUUUGAUAAUCAACAAGGUGAUAUUCAUAAUUUUGAUUUAAUACAACCAUCUGAAGUCGGUCAACCAUCAUGUUCUACAUCCUGCUCAUGUAGUGAUACAAAAACAGAAAGCUUAAAAACAAAGUAUACAAGUUCGGCUCCAGAGACGUAUAAUACAAAAGCAAGUAAUCAUGACUUCGUUAAAGUAGAAGUACGACCAACACAAAAGGAAUCAGACAAAAAUAGUCAGUAUAAUAUGUAUGACUCUGAACAUAAUGUUCAUUCAGCACCGACCGAUAAAAUAGUAGAAAAGUAUACAGAAGUUAUCAAUGAUUACUCGGAUGAAAAGGAUUCAAAUUCUAUUAAAGAAAGUGAUUUACUUACUAACGAACAAGCUCCAACAACAUCUAAUACAGACAAAAUAUCCAACAAAGAGCCAGAAAAGAAUAAACCAGAUAAAUCUCCAAAACCAAAUAAAAACAAUUUUAUUGUAGCUGAUCUUUUAAAACUAGGGUCUUUAAGUAUAAAAGGAUUAUCACAAUUAGCACCUGUUAUUGAAAAGAUGACAGAUACGUUUAUGAAGAGACAGGACAUUAAUAAAACUGCGACAACAACAACUACAACAACCAAUAAGCCAGCAAAGAAAAUAACACCUUAUAUAGCUAACAAACGAGUCGACAAUGACAUGGAAUUUAAACAUAAUAACUUUCCAAUUUAUAUACCUGUUGAUGAAAUGGAAACCUCUGAAUCACAAAUAGCAUUUACAAAUGCAACAUUGCAUCAAAACUUUGCCUGGGCCGCAGAAUUCAAGCAACCAAAAGCUAAUAAAGCGCCACCAAAAAUAAGACACGAAAGUCCUUUAGUAAAUGGAGGCAUACCAAUUAGUCCCGGAGAAAUUAUUACUGCAAAUUCUGAUGUAAUUGUCGGUAAACCGGCUGUCGGUGGGCCAUUUACAUUGGGAUCAAGUGGAAUGAAAUUACAGAAUCCUGUAAACCCUCCACCGAUUGACAAUUAUAUGUCAAACAAUGAACCUUAUUUGGUUGCUGCAAAAUUACCUUUAGGUGACGGUGCGUUGAUGCCAACGAAGGCUGAUGACUCAUUUGAUUUGAGACCUCCGGAACAACCAAAAAUAAAACCUAAGCCGAAUAGAGAACAAAAUAGGUUACCUAAUUCUAAUAUUAAAAAUAUGUAUUCAAAUAAUAAAAAUAUCCAGUCAUCUUUAUUUAAUCAACAAAACAUCUCAGAUCAAAAGAAAGAUUCAGCAAUCGGUAGUCAUGGUAUGUCCGCCUUUUUGGACUACAUUCCGUCUUAUUCAAAACCUACUAGUAAAUCACCUCUUGAGCAUCAUGUUGAUUUUAGACCUUUUAACAAUGGUAAUAUAAAAGAAGAAGUACUUGAUAACAAUCCCAGCUCCUCAGAAAUAAUAAGUACAAGUGUUACAACCGAUGGAGAAUAUGCUGUUUCUAUCAGUCCCGAUUCAGUGAACAAACCGUUUUUAGUAGAUAUUCAACCUUCAAGAGUAGCAAAUGUUAUUAUUCCCCACGGGAGUUCAACUGCUCUGGUUUUUGCUGGUUCAUCAGAACCUCAUAAAACUGGAGAAUACAUCGAUGAUCCUUUGCCGUAUCCAGAACCAGGUUAUUUUGGUAGUUUUAGUAUAGAUGCACCUCAAAUGACUAACGUCCAUAAUGUUGUUCCAAAUAAUAACCAGUUUUUGAUAAAACCUGGCAAUCCCUCUUCAGUAUCUUUGAAGCAAUAUCCAUCUACGCAACAAGACCAUCAUUACAGAAGCGAUGGAAAAGUUAAAUGGAAAGAUAAUAAGCGGCCUAUCGGUUUAAAUAACUUACCACCUCCCGUUAGCACUCAGGAAUCACAUCUUUACGUAGGUCCGCAGGUUGUUUAUAAUCCUGAUGCGUAUAGGGGAAGUAAUCAAAAAACAAACUUGAAUCGGGAAAAUGACAAACCUAAAAGUGGAAAAGAGAUAAUUGACAAAGAGUAUGAGAACUACUUAGCUGUCCCACCGCCACCACCACCUAAAAUGCAUGUUAAUCAUGAUAAUCGUUUUGAAAACAACAAGCCUUACAAUCAACGUCCCGUGAUUCAUACGCAGCCUAUUCAAGAUAUGAAAGUUUUUCUAAAUGUUCAACAUCCAGUACCAAAAACAACAAAUAACGAUCGCAUGCCUCCUAAGGUAACUUCAGAAGUUUACUUUGCAGCUCAAGCUCCAAAUACUAAGUCGACAUCUACAUAUACUAUUCAGUUACCACCAACAAAACCUACUUACGGAAGACCUCAAGGGAAACUACCAAACAAUUAUGCGCAAACAAGUAAAAAUAAUCAUACUUUCAUCGCACAAACGUCUGGUUUACCUCUGGGUACAGUAUCUGCGCCAAAUUUGGAUAAUAAAUCACAAUUGCAUGACAAUAGAAAUGACAAAGUUAAAUUUAACGCAGCGCCUAAUGUAAGAGAUAGGGAUAAAACGAUACAAAGCUUAAGUUUUACCACAUCUAGUCCAAUAAGUACACCUACAUCAUUACCUCAAUUAAAUACUGAUAUACCAAUCGGCAGCAAUAUUGUUAUAAGAGUUGAAGAUGAUCCAUCAAGAUUUGAAAGUUCACCUAUACAUAGUAAUAAACAACCGAAAGUUACUUAUAAUAACCACGAUCAUGUACAUUCGGAAGUUCUGUUACAGAAUAACCAAUGGAAUAAAUCACAAGUCGAUAAGGAAUUGACAUACGGUCGCCCAAUCAGUAAUGAUGAUAUUGUUGAAGGACAUUUUAAGAAAGAUGUCUUCCCAUCUCUGCCACCAUCUUUGAAUAGUCACGCGAAUUUCCCUAUGAUAAAUGAUCAUAUAAUUACCAAACAUGACUUCAGUUCGAAAAAUACGAACAACGUGGAUAAUAAACAGAGACCGGCAAUCUCAAAGCCAAAUACUCCAACAAAUUCUCACGGUUGGUACUCGGGCUCAUAUUUCAAUGAGAACAAUUUGAAAAAUAUAAAUAACAUACAUAUUGAGGUAACAACCAGAAAAGUGAUACCAAUUUCCAACGAUUAUAAUAGCGAUAACAUACCAGAUUUCGGACACAAAAUUGCCAGCAUAGGAAAACCACCAGUAUGGCAGGACAGUCAAGAUUUUACAAGUUACUUAAGUAUAGGUAAACCAUUUUCGAAAUCGCCAGAAUACAUAAAUUCUAGUUUAAGUACCCCAACCACUAAAAUACCAUCAACUCGCAGACCUAAUUUGCCUUCAAAUAUUGGAUCACAUCAACCAGCAUAUGACAUACCAAUCAGAGACAAUAGUCACGAAACUACUACGAUUAAAACAAACAAUAAACUACAAACAAAUAAAAUUAAGCCAGUUUAUGAAAAUUCAGAGGAAAUAUAUGACGGAGAAGAUGAAUUUGAAAAUAAUGAAAGUGAGGCAGACGGAGAAGUUAGUUUAGAAUCUAUGAAAGUGCCCGUCAUAACAUCUUCUAGCGAAGCAGAUAUUUCUCACAACUUUGGACCCUUACAACACAAAGGUCAUGGAUUUGUACCACAAAAAAGUGAAAACACAAAUACAAAAGAAGACUUUAAUGCGGGCACUCAAACAGAGAAGCCGUUUGGUUCCUUUAAUAACAGUCAAGGAUAUAAGUCUAAUGAAAUAAAACAGAUUGAUUAUGACAGAAACCCGUCUAUGAAACCAAGACCAUUUACAAUGAAUACUGUUAUACCACUUGACCAUCAAUUACAACAACCACACUGGCAAAUAAAUCAAUUAAUGGAAAAUUCUUCUAACGCAUCAAAUGAAGAUAAACUAGAUUUGAAUAUAGGAGAGGAAAUUGGUACAUCACAAAAGCCGACAUUGAAAACAGAUAAUAAAAAUUAUAAUAAGAACCGCGAGACAGAAAAAGACUCAAGAAUAACAACAGAGUUAAAUAGAACAAAGGUCGUUAACGAGACCCCGAAUAUCAUAACGUCUACAGUGUAUAUCAAAGAUAAAAAACCUUUAAUAGUAGAGGUAACAGAAAAAUCAAGCUUGCCUACCUUUACAAUUAAUAGUGAAUUCAACAAAUCUCAGACAGAUGACAUUAUUAAUUUAUCACCUCCCCCUCCCGCUUUCGAUUUUAAUUUCAAACUGACAACAAAGGAUGAGAUUAUAAUGGGUAUGAGUCCACCACCACCGAGAACACCAUCUUUGGUAAGACCUACACUGAGACCACCUCUUACUUCUCGACCGAUUUUGCCAGCACGAACACCUCCUCCUUAUAGAGCGUUACCACCCAGGACAUUACCACCUAGAACAGCACAGCCCAAUAAGCGACCUAUCAAUAAAGAAGAAGUAUCUACUUAUAGGCCGACAUAUGAUAUAGUUAAUAAGCUGAUUCGUCCUAAUAUUAAUCGCGAUCAACCAUCAUCACAAUUACUGCCUCCUCCAAUAGAUUUGCCAUCCAAAAUAGUUCAGAUUUCAGAAAUGGAAAUGCAGCCACCGCCUGUUAGUGCAUCUUCUUUAAGUCCUGAUGUUGUUUUCCCAACACCUGUUUCAACAAGUUGGUUAACUUCAACUGGUAUAGAUUUCUCUUCAAAAUUCAAUUUUGCUCCAACUUCAAUACAUUUCCCUCGUCCUACUAAACCUUCUAAAGUCGUAGAAAUAUCUGACGUGAUUUCAUCCGAAAACCCCAACUAUUCAGUUUCUUACGAAAGCGAACUCUCUAUUGAAAAUGUGGAUAAAUCUAGUUCUAAUAACAAUGCUAACCAAGGUUCACAUUCACAAGAAGCGGACAUUGAUAUGAGUUAUGAGUCUUCUGCUUCUUCCGAGGAAUUUGAGAAUCACGAAAAUCACACAUCUUCCUUCGGAUUAAAUAAAAAGACUACAGAAAAAGUUAAAGUUGUUUCUCCAAUAAACAGAAACAGAACACGCAAACCUUAUCCUGUUCGAACUGACGACAAAAAGGUAAAUACCGGCAAGACUAGAUUGCCAUCUAGACCGUCAAUUAACAUAACGCCAAGCAGGAUUUUGAAUAGGCCUGAAAUUUUAUAUCCCCCUAGAGUGACGCCAAACCGUAACGUCGUAAGACCAAUGUCUUCAAGACCCGUGGUACCUCUGGCAACACCAAUAUUGGAAAGCUCUGAGUCCUCACUUGCUGAUGAUUUCAUAAAACCAACAGAAGUUUUAGAACAGACGCAAUUACCGUCUUUACUACAACCUGGAAUGAACACGUUAAUAGAAAAUACCAACACGCCAACUGCAUCGUUACCUAGCGAUACUAAGAUCUUAAGUAGCCAAUCCAUUCACCACGCAGGUAAUGAAGUAAAGAUAUCAGACGACAUAAUUCCAACUAAAACUGAAUUUAAGACUACAGUCGUUACUUUAACGAAGACUUUAUCAGAGCCGCCAAAGACGGUCUCAAGUAUUGGUUAUGUUAAUUUAACUCACACCUUAACUGUGACUCAUACAAAGACAAGUCUCGUAAGCCAAUCAGAAGGAGCUGUAACCCAGACUUUAGUUGUUACAAACACACAAACAUCAACUAUUGUUGAUGUCGUAACUAAAAUACAAACAGAAGUACAACCUACAACAAUAGUAGAAACGGUAACUAAACACAUACCCAUACUACAAGUCCAACCAACAACUGUCAAAGAAGUUAAUGAAGUGACAAAAACUAAAUUGGCACUUGACGAUAUUUCGAUGUCGUCUGAGGAAAGUGAGAACUUCAUAAUAAAAGAUGCAGAAACUACAGAGAACAUUCAAAAGAUCGAUCACGACGGAGAAAAUGAUAAUGAUACAUUCUUUGUUGUAAUGAACAAGUCACAAAACGGUGGUAAAUCACCACCAAUAAAUACAGAAAUCGAAACUGGUGAUUAUGAUAUUACGAGAAAUGAGCAAGUGAACAGUAAUGGUGUAUCACAAGUUCUCUUUGGUGAAAUAUUACUAGCCGGAACCCCAUAUCUGGAAACUUCAAAUGUUCAUCCUUCUGGUUUUGGUAAAGAAUGUCAGCCAGAUUGUAAAGCAUCUAGAAACGAGAGAUGUCAAAGAAUAGACGGAAUGAUGAAAUGUAUUUGUCGACCUGGCUUUGCUAGAAUGUUCCCUGACAGACCUUGUAAACCUACAUACACAUAUUCUGUGAAACUAGCCCUGAAGUCUCAAGGUCAUGAUCGUCUUGUAUUCCAUGAGAGCUUGUCAGAUAAUUCAAGUAAACAGUACCACAAGUUAGCAGUCGCAACUCAUGAAGGCAUCAAUAGAAUGAUAAUGCAGUCAGAUCUAAGAGAUGUUUAUCAUGGUGUUCACAUAUCCGGAUUCUAUCCAGUUGAUAUCACGCCAGCUAAGGGAGAAAAAUAUCAAGGAGUUAUAAAUGAUUUCUAUGUUCAGCUCUCAGACAAUGCCCACGAGAGCAGAUUGAAAGAAGUCAUCGAGAAAUACUUGAGGAACAAUAACUAUAGUCUUGGAGGAACUGACGUGUUUGCUGCUGGUGAACUGAUGGAUAAAUUGAAUGUCAGCGAUUUCGAUGAGUGUGUGAGCGCGCAAUUCCACGACUGUUCGGAGCAUGCGCGCUGCUUUAACUUACGCGGGACCUACACUUGCAGCUGUCUGGAAGGAUACGGGGAUCUUAGUGUCAACCCGCUAUACCCUGGCAGGAUAUGCUCGGCGGAGCCUGUGGGAUGUGAGCGCUGUAACUAUCACGGCGCGUGCUACUCGCGUGACGAUCAGCGCGUGCUGUGCGAAUGUUUCCAGUGGCAUGCCGGCGCUUCCUGCCAGAUUAACCUCAAAGUGGUACUGAUAUCUCUGGUGGUGUGUGGGGCGCUGCUGACGGCGGUGCUGGGUCUGUGUGCAGUGCUGGCUUGCCGGCGCUCCCCCGCGCGCCCCGCGCACACCCCGCAGCGCUCCAUAGUCGCCUGCAUACAGAGCAUGCCCAGCUUGCAUCAGGGUGCAGUUCCAUCAAAGAAGCGAGCGGACAAGCGGGCGCUGAUACCGGAGCGGACGGAGUCAGGCGACGCCUCUAGUAUUCAGAACGCGUCUUUGCCAUAUAUGCCGUCUAAGCGCGCGUCAUCAAGUAAGAAGUUCGUGGCGAUGUGUGACCCCCCCGCGCACGCCCCGCCCCCGCCCCCGCCCGCGCCUGCUGUUGUCAUCCCCCGCGCUCGCCUUCACCCGCACCACUCUGACAGCCGCGAUAACCUCGCGAGGAAGAGAAGCUUGGAGUUAAGUAGUGAAGCCAAGCUCAUCAGCUACUUGGAGUCAGGAGCUACUAAUACUAAUGAUGAAAUGAGAAGGAAACAUAGUUUGGAAUCAUCUUACAGUGCACAAAAAGAUCGACAUAAUAAACAAGGAGCCCUAAUAUCAGCCGGAUUCAAAGUAUCAACAACAAUUCGUCCUGACGAGACAAUGGAUCGUGACAAGAAGGAUGACAGAGAUGACAUGUCCUCAGUCAAUAAGACUGACAUCGACGGAGAACUUUCUAGAUUCAGCACGUUAAGGAAAUCUUAUAGUCAAGAAGACUUAUCAGAAUGGACGGACGCUGAAAGAAGAAUUGGAGAAUUGUAAGUAUUGACACAAUUGAUCUGUAUUUAAACACUAACAGUA
Papilio machaon (common yellow swallowtail) is the source of this 8486-nucleotide messenger RNA. Its product is annotated as mucin-17. The record is from RefSeq and is a predicted model, not a curated record. Lineage: Eukaryota; Metazoa; Arthropoda; Insecta; Lepidoptera; Papilionidae. Bases 159 to 8447 code for a protein of 2762 amino acids. Gene Ontology annotation, molecular function: calcium ion binding. The transcript has 17 exons.